Molecule: messenger RNA, 300 nt
Organism: Staurois parvus
Lineage: Eukaryota; Metazoa; Chordata; Amphibia; Anura; Ranidae
Source: the annotation of a GenBank genome assembly
UUAUACAAUUUUGUAAAUAAGUGACUUUUCUCCUUCACUGAUGUGCGCUAAUGAGGCUGCAGUGAUGGGCACUGAUAGGCUGCACUGAUGGACACUGAUAGGUGGCACUGAUUGGCAGCACUGAUAGGUGGCAAUGGUUGGCAUUUAUAGGUGGCACUGACGGGUGACAUGGAAAGGCAGCUCAGAUGGGCACUGAUAUGUGGCAUUGAUGUGCAUUGGUAUGCACUGAUAUGUGGCACUGAUGGGCACUGGCACGUGGCACUGAUGAGCACUGACAGCUGGCACUUCUGGGGCCACACU